UUAAGUGUUGUGGAGUUGCCGUAUGUGUCUCUCAAUCUGUUUACAUGCAGUGAAAUGGCAGAAGCCAAUAUUUCAGUGGCUCAGGAUCAGUUUAGUUGUUCAGUGUGUCUGGAUCUACUGAAGGAUCCGGUGACUAUUCCCUGUGGACACAGUUACUGUAUGAGCUGUAUUUCAGACUACUGGAAUCAGGAUGAUCAGAAGAGAGUCUGCAGAUGCCCUCAGUGCAGACAAACCUUCACUACAAGACCUGCUUUAAAUAAAAACACCAUGCUGGCUGAAGUGGUGGAGAAACUGAAGAAGAUUAAACUUCAAGCUGAUGUUCCUGUUGAUGCUGCAGAUGGAGAUGUGGAGUGUGACAUCUGCACUGGAAGAAAAUACAAAGCCGUCAAGUCCUGUCUGGUGUGUCUGAACUCUUACUGUUACAAUCACCUUGAACAACAUGAGAGUUUCUUUAAAGGUAAGAGACACUAUUUGAUGGACGCCACUGGACGACUCCAGAAGAUGAUCUGCUCUCAACAUGGUUUACUGCUGGAGUUUUUCUGUCAUACUGACCAGAAGUGUAUUUGUAUGUUGUGUACGAUGGAUGAACAUGAAAACCAUGCCACUGUAUCGGCUGCAGCAGAGUGGACAGAGAAAGAGAAACACUUGAGAGAAACACAGAGAAAAUACCAGCAGAGAAUACAGGAGAGAAAGGAAGAUAUUCUGCAGCUGAUAGAGACUUUGGAGUCUCAUAAGCGCUCUGCACAGACAGCGGUGAAUGAAAGUGAGAGGAUCUUUACUGAGCUGAUGCGCUCCAUUGAGAGAAGCCGCUCUGAGGUGACACAGCUGAUCAGAGAUCAGGAAAAGGCUGCAGUGAGUCGAGCUGAAGGACUCUUGGAGCGACUGGAGCAGGAGAUCGCUGAUCUGAUGAGGAGAAAUGCUGAGCUGGAGCAGCUUUUACACACAGAUGAUCAAAUCCAUUUCCUGCAGAGUUUCCAGUCUCUCUCUGCACCUCUAGAAUGUACAGUCAGAAUUACUUUCAGUUCCCCUCUCUCUGUUGAUGAUAUAAGACAAUCUGUCCUUCAGCUGAGAGACAAAAGUGGAGGAUUUCUGCAAAGAGCAGAUUAAAACGUUUUCUGUCACACACAUCAACAUUGUCCCGAGGAUCAGAGAGGAGUUCCAACAAUAUUUCCAUCAGUUCAAUCUGGAUCCAAACACAGUAAAUGAACACGUCUAUCUGUCUGAGGGGAACAGAG
Messenger RNA from Xyrauchen texanus (razorback sucker), 1235 nucleotides. RefSeq names its product E3 ubiquitin/ISG15 ligase TRIM25-like. Gene Ontology annotation, molecular function: zinc ion binding. The transcript is spliced from 6 exons. The record is from RefSeq and is a predicted model, not a curated record. The coding region runs from base 55 to 1107 and encodes 350 amino acids. NCBI's taxonomy places the organism in Eukaryota, Metazoa, Chordata, Actinopteri, Cypriniformes, Catostomidae.